CUUCAACCACGCUGCCACCAUAGCAACAGCAGUAAAAUACCCUCUACAGCUGACUCACAAUGACCGAAAACACCCAGCCCGGCGGGGGUGCAGCUGCCAAUGGUGACCGUCAAGCUGCCCUCGCGGAAUACAACAAGCAACGGCAGAAUCUCAAAGAACUUCUCGCAAAACGAAAACAGCAGGACCGUCAACUGGCACAACUCGAACAAAACAUUGUCGACCUCGAAGCCAAGUACCUAAGCAAUACACGCUUCGGCAAUAUCGUCAAAGGUUUCGACAAUUACAUCAAGGGCACGAGUUCCGCCGCGCAACGCAAGCAAGGCGAGUUGAAAGAAGAGGAUUACAUCUGGUCAAGAUCAUCGAUUUCACACAACAUUCUACAUCCCGACAAUGUCGAUGCGCUUUCUAACGCUUCCACUCCGGCCGCGCCUACCCCCGUCUCCGCCACCUUCGGCGCCCGCGGCGACCGUGGCGACCGCGACGGCGGCUCCAACCAGCCCACCCCGACGUCGGCGACGGAGAAGUCGUCCGGCAAGGGGAGCAAGCCGUCGAAGAAGCGCGGGCAGCCGCGAAAGGACAAGGAUGCGGACGACGAUGAGAGCGAGAAUGAGUCGCGCGACGGCAAGAAGAUCCGCACUCACUUCGGCGCUACGAGGAAGUGAGCGACCCGUUCGCCAGUCUUACGCCUGCCCCUGCGGCUACUGCAACGAUCGCAUCGUCUUCAACGCUCCGAUGAACGCGACCUUUCUGUACUAC
This is a messenger RNA of Annulohypoxylon truncatum, 756 nucleotides long. Its product is annotated as NuA4-domain-containing protein. Bases 60 to 662 code for a protein of 200 amino acids. The record is from RefSeq and is a predicted model, not a curated record. Gene Ontology annotation, cellular component: NuA4 histone acetyltransferase complex. Lineage: Eukaryota; Fungi; Ascomycota; Sordariomycetes; Xylariales; Hypoxylaceae. The transcript is spliced from 3 exons.